CUGCUGUCUGAUCCUGUGAAGAAGCACACCAUCACAAGAUCUGGAUUUGCUCAGAGUUUCAUUGUGAAGUCAGUCAGCGAGUUUCUAUGUGACCAGUUUUCUUUUUCAUUUACAGUCUGCUCUUUUCUCUUUCUUGUGAAGACUCGAGAUAGAAUGGCCAAACCACUUCCAGCGCCUCCGAACACCUUCGCUCCCAGUUCUGACAGCGUUUAUUCAGACCAGUUUGGUUUUUACUCUAUGGACUCUAAGGUUCCGGGUCUUUCUCAGGUCAUCUUAGACAAACUCAAGAUGAAAGAUUACAAGGACUACAGGGCGGCUCUGGAGGGAAAAGGCAAAGUCGGGUUCUACUCUCAUAAAGAAAUGUUUCAGAACAUGGAGGAUACGUUUAAAUUCUGCGCCUGCUGCUCCAAACUCCCAUCCAACCUGCCAGAUCCCCGAGCGCUGAAACGCUGCAUCAAGUGUCUGAAUGUGUAUUACUGCAGUAAAGAGUGUCAGCGGAAGGAUUGGUCUCUGCACAAGAAAUUCUGUACAAUGCUUCAUAAGGUCUCCAUCGACCGGCUGGUGGAGUGGCUUGUUCACACAGGAGAUCUUCCUUUCUCUACGGAGGUGUGGUCUCGUCCUGCCAAAGACAUUAGAUGUUGGGAUGAUUGGCUCUCUAUGCAGGGCGACUUGACAUCACGCCUGGAGCCCGUCCUGUCCAUCAAAAACAUGACAGACCUCUGGACCAAUGUCUGCCGACCACGGCCGGAGGAGGCGGAGCUCCGUGAUUCCGUGUGGCGGGUGUGCAGCGAGUUUUUCUCUCGGGCACUGAGUGUGGGUCUGGGGAUUAAAAUGUCCCAUCUGGACCCUUAUUCCCGGCCUCUGACCAUACAUCUAGUUGGCGCAGGUCAUAAUGAGACCCUGGGAGCCCGAACCACAGACAUGGAUGAGCUCAGCCGCAUGUUCCCGGGGCACCAGGGACUGGAGGUGGUGAUGGUGGGGCCGGAGGUGGUGCAGGGACCCAUCAUGAGACCCCCGCUGAGGGCUUUCGGCCCGCGGGGGAGAGUGUACAUCAGUGCAUACAAGGGUCUUUACCAUCAGUUCUGGGAAGAAGUUAUUGAGAGAGGUGAAGCUGCUAAACCAGAUCUAGUGGUGGGAUUUCACCCAGGGUUCCAUGCAUCUCCCGGUUUGGGGGAGGGCUGGCUGCCCACAUUACUGCUAUUGAGAGAUUUUAACAUCCCAUCCAUCUUCACCAUGUACAAUAAGGCAGAGAUGGAGAAUUCUAUCCAGAUUCUGAUAGAAUUAGAAAUGGAUGUUAAAGAUACCGGCCCGAAUCCCUUCAGCUCCCAGAAACCAGAGCAGGUUCAGUCCAGGCCGAAUAAACCACCCAGUCACUGCAACGCCUUCUAUAUUUACUUUCAGGGUGCGCUGGAGACACAACAGGAGGAAGAAUAGUUCAACUAGACACAUGAACCUUCACUUUAAUUCACUUAUAAA
Messenger RNA from Triplophysa dalaica, 1476 nucleotides. RefSeq names its product putative protein MSS51 homolog, mitochondrial (gene mss51). The coding region runs from base 154 to 1434 and encodes 426 amino acids. NCBI's taxonomy places the organism in Eukaryota, Metazoa, Chordata, Actinopteri, Cypriniformes, Nemacheilidae. The record is from RefSeq and is a predicted model, not a curated record. The transcript is spliced from 7 exons.